Molecule: messenger RNA, 3626 nt
Organism: Xenopus tropicalis (tropical clawed frog)
Lineage: Eukaryota; Metazoa; Chordata; Amphibia; Anura; Pipidae
Gene: ttll2
Product: tubulin tyrosine ligase like 2
Exons: 2
Coding region: 1563-3245 (560 amino acids)
Molecular function (GO): ligase activity
Source: RefSeq, a predicted model, not a curated record
UGGUGUCAGUAUCACUUUAAAAUGACACUGGACAAGUGGAUGAAGAUAGCAGCUGCAAACCCUGUUGGCAUCUGCUAUUAAAUAGUUAGAAUGGGGGGGGGGGGGCUGGACUUAAACUCCUGGCCAGUGAUGAGAUUGGGAAGGGGGCCCCUGGGUUGAUUAAAAAAUUUGGUGUGGGUUUAGUUAAUCUAUCAAUAUUGUUUGCAAAUUGUGUGGAACCACAAGAUGGCAGUAGUAUCAAGCUCUAAAUGCAGAAAGGGAAUCUUUGUAAAUGAGCUUAGUGACCCAAGGUUAACAUAAAAUGUUGCUUGCCAAACUUGUUUGAGCCAUAUAUCAUAAGAAGGGCUGUUGUAUAUGUAAAAUAUUAUUGAUACUGUCCAUUCAUCUUUGUAUUCCUUAUUUCCACACUCAUUUUAGCCUUGUUAAAGCUCAUCUUGCAAUGCUGUUCACCUUAAAAUUAACUUUUAGUAUGAAAUAUAGAGAGUAAUAUUCUGAGAAUAUUUGCAGUUGGUCUUCAUUUUUAUUUGUGAUUUUAUAUUUAGCGUUUUGGGCAACAGCUCUUUGGUUUGGAAUUUCAGCAGCUAUGUGGUAUCUAGGGUCCAAAUUACCCUAGCAACCAGGCUGUUGUUUGAAUAAGAGUCUGGAAUAUGAAUAUGAGAGGGCCUAAAUAGAAAGUGUAUUAAUAAAAAGUAACAGUAACCAUACAAUUGUAACCUCACAAAACAAUAGUUUUCUUGCUGCCAGGGUUGGUUAAAAGUUGGACACAGAAGAGGAAGGCAAAUAGUUCAAAAAUGAUAAAAAGUAAGAAAUAAAGACCAACUAAAAAGUCACUAAGAAUUGACCAUUCUAUAACAUACUAAAAGUCUACAUUCAACUUCAUUCAACUUGAAGGUAAACUACCCCUUUAGAAGGUAGAGGGCAGUUGAAAAAUCUGAUUCUGGUGGGGUAACAGUGCACUGCUACUGCUUCUGCCGUACAGUCAGUGUUGGACUGGAGCUUUGGGGACAUUGGGGCUGCAACCACGUUAAAGCCACUGAGGCUUUAAUGUGUGGAGAUUCGGCCCAGGCAGGGGAGCAGGCUUGGGGUUGCCCCUUUUAUACCACCACCAUACAAAGGUAAUUAUGCUAUUAAAUCAGCCAUUCAGGAACAUUAGUGUAAAGUGUGAAGAACCUUUUUGACAAUAUGUGCAUGCAUACAUUUUUUACAUUGAGAGUGAAAGUGAACAACUGACCAUGUAAACCUUGAGUCAAUAUAACAUAAUAACACUUGUAUUUACUGAUUUUAUUUUCCCAUAAUGAGUCACUGGGAUGUACUUUUUUUUUCUUUUUACCGUCAGCAGUUUUCUUUGAAAUCCAGAACCCUUUGUCACUUGUGGUGAGACAGAGUUUCAUAGCAACCUGUCUGGUGUCGUGCAAGAGGGUGGCACUUAAAGAGGAUCAGCAAGAAUUUAUAGAGUUGCUGCUAACAUAUAGCAGGUCAAUAGGUGCUAUGGGGACAGAGAACACCAAGGAAGCAAGGCAAAGACGUUCUGUAUUCAGGUGUUUUAGGAAGUUGACUGCACCAUGGCAGAUGGAGAUGAAGAUGAUAAAACAUCAAGCCCUCUUGUGUUUCGUCUUCAUGAUAGCACUCCCCAGGUGGUACGGGAUGUGCUGCUUGAACGUGGCUGGGAAGAAUUUGAUGAGAGUGAUCAAGCGAAAACUGCAUGGAAUCUGCAGUGGAGAUCGUCAGCAUUCUGUUCAUCUGACCAUGACAGCAUAAAGCCAUGGCAGCGACUCAAUCAUCAUCCAAGGACUUCACAGAUGAUAAAGAAGGAUUGCUUGGCAAGGCAUUUAAAAAGAAUGAAAGGAAUUUAUGGUCCAUCCUAUUAUGAGUUCAGCCCAGUAGCCUUUAUCUUACCAAAUGAGUACACAGCGUUUGUAGCUCAGUACACUAAGGAGAGGCGUGAUAAAAAAUCAAGCUAUUGGAUCUGUAAACCAACUGACUUAUCCAGGGGAAGGGGAAUAUUUAUUUUUCAGGACAUCAAGGACCUAGCCUAUGACUGUGCUGUUAUUGUGCAGAAAUAUAUAACGAACCCUUUACUAAUCUCUGGCUACAAAUUUGACCUCCGUAUAUAUGUCUGCGUAACCAGUUUUUGUCCUUUAACUGUCUACGUUUACCAAGAAGGCUUGGUAAGAUUUGCAACUGAAAAAUUUGACCUUAGUUCCCUUGAUAAUGUUUUUUCUCAUCUAACCAAUACUAGCAUUAAUAAAUACAGCGCAUCGUACAACACAGAAAAAGAGAGAGUUGGAAGUGGCUGUAAGUGGACACUCGGUCAAUUCCGGUCGUAUCUCCAUGGUUUAGAUGUGGAUGAUGUUCUGCUUUGGCAAAAGAUCUAUAAUAUAGUGACUAUGACCCUAUUGGCCAUUGCACCAUAUAUACCACCCACACCUAACUGUUUUGAACUCUUUGGUUUUGACAUCCUUAUUGAUGACACCUUGAAGCCCUGGCUUUUAGAAGUUAAUUACAGCCCUGCCUUGUCUUUAGACUGCUCUCAUGAUGUCACUGUGAAGAAAAAUCUCAUUCAUGACAUAAUAGAGCUUCUUAACUUCAAGACUUCUGAUUGUCAAAAAGAUACAAGAAGAUGCAAAAAGACAAAUUUAAUAGCACAACCCCUAAAUCUUCCUGCUCCACGGACAUUCAUUUGUGAUAAUGGCUAUAUGACCAAUAUGCCUGCAAAAGAUAACAGCUCGAUAGAACCAUUCUCUAUUCAGCUUGCAAGCAGCAACAACACAUCUCAAAAUUCUCCUGAAAUGGAUCGAAGCAACAAGUCAAAAGGAAGUGAUAAUGAAGUUGCUGAGAUGUGCUAUAAAAAGGAAGUUAUGCCAAAUGGCAAACCAAGUGCUCAUCCUCGAAAGACACUGACAUCUAGACUUAGAGAGAGAAUAAAUAUAUCCCAGAAGUUACCUGCAUCAAAAGUUAUUUCUAAAACACAUUCAAUGCUAAGUCCUUUAAGCUCUAAAAUGGAUUUCAAUUGUAUGUUACAAUCUUCACACCAGAGGCCUAAAUAUCCUUUGUUUCCCUUAUACUUUAUUUCUGAUCUCGACAAAAGGCCUCCUUCCCGAGUAGGUGAUUUUCUUCUUGUAUUUCCUUUUAAUGAUUCUUCCUUUGUAUUCUCAACAAAUGGAACAGACAUCAAAAGCAUAAUUCAGCAUAUCGGCAGGACAAUGAAUAGAAUUUCCCAGGAUCCCAAGUUGGCCUUAAAUUGACUCACAGAUUUCUUGAUGAUACAAAAUUAAAUAUGUGUAACGCUAUAAGAUACUCAAUAGGGGAUAACUCUUUAGUGCAAAUAGAAUUUCUACUCAAGUCAUUCCCCAGCUCAUCAGCCUGUAACUUUAUUAACUUUAGGAAUGUUGAGAGCUAGGUGCUACACUAAACAGAUGACAUCAGCUUGCCUUUUACUUUCACUGAAGCGUGUACCUUAAUUAAUAAAUUCUCCCAGCUUCCUUGUGACUUUUUUUCAGUUGAAUGGACAAUUACACUUGAGAAAUGAUUAUAAAAGCAAGAUUAUUGAAUAUGUACUCAACUCAACAUAUGAUGUCUGCUGCUUAGAUUAAAAAAAAAUAAAGGUAUAUUGAGUUACUUUAGAA